AUGCGCUCCUCGCGGUCGGUGCCCGGACUGGGCGUCAGUCCGCUGUGGCUCCUCGAGAAGGCGAAGAACCACACGGGCUACGGCUACGACGGCCGCGUGAAUCCUGGAGAGGUCCAGUGUACUGCCGUGUCGGGUGACACACCGGACUGGUUUGUGGGCCUGAGGACCAUGGAGGGUCCCUUCCAUUGCAACACGGUGCCGGUGAGAAGAUGUCCUGAUGUGAACUUCCGCUCGGACGGACGACUCAUCUAUACCAAGAAGACCUACCACCAAGGUCAUUUCCUGGACAUCUCUGAAAUCCAUCGCAGCUACGACACCAAGGGACGACGCGUUGGCGAACCCAAGAGGAUUGCCCUUGCUGGCUGUUCACCUCCAGCACAUGUGCUGCAGCACGGAGCUCUCAGCCGUGAGACGCCCCCAUGGGAAGUGGGCGAACCACGGGCUCGAACGCCCAAGUCGCCCAGCUGGCUAGAGAAAGCCACGGCCCCUCGUGCCAAAGUGAAUCAUUUGGCGCAUGGUGCCUGGCCAGAAGUGGGAGGUGACGAUUGGCAUCAAGGACACCAAUGGACCAGCGGCUGGUUUGAGGAAUCAGUCCUGUGCUGCUUGACUUUCGCGGACUGUGCGUCCAUGCUCCUCCACUCUGUGGCUUUGAGCUGCCUGCUGAUCACCGAAGCGACUCUGGACUUGCCCUCUUGCAGCGACUGGGAUGCGGACUGGGAUGCUUGCCUUCCAGAUGAUGACAAGCUCCUGCUUCAAACGGGCGUCCGAGCCUGGGCGGCCACAGGUGUUUGUGAUGAUGUGGAGGGGAGGUUUUGGGUGCAUUGGGACCCAGAUUUCUGGGCGACUGGAUUGUACCCCAUGAAUUCCACGGUGAGUGCCGACGCGCCAAUGAUCCAACGUUCUGAACUGGGAAACCUCACCUUGUUCACAGAACAUAGCUUCCUGGCCAAAGAAGCGCGCGUGCGGAGUGUCUUGGAGAGCGGCGUGAAGUUUGGGCCCAAGACCAGCGCUGCGUUGUUUCUUUUGCUCAGCUGCACCUUGGAUCGGAUCGGGGUGAACCCGGCCGUGGGCCGAGAAGACAUGGAAGACGUUUGGGAGUCGGAUGAGUUGAGGAUCCUCAGUACCUUUGGCUUCGCGUGCCUUUGUGGGAACGCGAAGCCCUUCAUCACGGCUCCGUACUCGGAAUUUCCGGAAGAGGAGGAAAGCGAAGAAGUGCGCCAACAGUCCCUGGUGGCUUGCUACUUCGUCGUCUUCAUGGAUGCCUUUGGCUUCGGCGUCUACGCGCCCUUCGUCCCGGUCUUGGCCAAGACGUUCUCGUUGCAGUUGCACGACAUUGCCACCGUCUUAGCGGUCUUUUCCUUGGCCCAAGCGCUGAAUACGCCCAUCCUGGGAUACCUCUCAGAUCGCUUUGGUCGGCGGCCGGUGCUGCUGGUGGCCCUAGCAGCUGAGUCUUUGGCCCCUGGGGACUCGUAUUUGAUCUUGAGCGUCGCUGAGAGCUUCACGUGUCUGCUGGUGGGUUACAUCUUCGCCGGCGCCUUUUGUGCCACCAUUGGCUCCCUGGCGCUGUUCGAGUGUUUUGCGUGGUGGGAGUCGGGCACCGGGGCCGAGUGUGAAUAG
This is a messenger RNA of Durusdinium trenchii, 1617 nucleotides long. Lineage: Eukaryota; Dinophyceae; Suessiales; Symbiodiniaceae. The record is from the annotation of a GenBank genome assembly.